Hemicordylus capensis (graceful crag lizard) is the source of this 5276-nucleotide messenger RNA. It is a transcript of the gene CD44, whose product is annotated as CD44 molecule (Indian blood group). Gene Ontology annotation, cellular component: basolateral plasma membrane; plasma membrane; macrophage migration inhibitory factor receptor complex. Gene Ontology annotation, biological process: positive regulation of ERK1 and ERK2 cascade; cell adhesion; inflammatory response. The transcript has 23 exons. The coding region runs from base 200 to 3619 and encodes 1139 amino acids. Lineage: Eukaryota; Metazoa; Chordata; Lepidosauria; Squamata; Cordylidae. Gene Ontology annotation, molecular function: cytokine receptor activity; hyaluronic acid binding. The record is from RefSeq and is a predicted model, not a curated record.
GACUUGGGAUCCUACUCCCCUCCCCGCUAGGUCACUACUUCAGUUUCUUUGAAUUGGGAGGGAAACUGCAGCAAACUUCAGAGGCUGGCUUUCUGUGCAGACUUAACAAGACCUGGGACCUUCCCCCCCACUCGCCCCUCCUUUGUGUAGACUGGAGAGAAACUCCUUGCCUUUUGCACAUUAACUCGAAGAGGAAACAAUGGCCAAGUUCUGCUUGUGUGCAGCUGUUGGAUUUUACUUGUUGCAGCUUUGUCUAGCUGAGAUAGCUCUGAAUAUAAGCUGCAGAAUUGCGGGUGUGUUCCAUGUUGAGAAAAAUCAUCGCUACAGCCUCACGAGAGAAGAUGCCAUUGAACUCUGCAAAUCCCUCAACAGCACCCUUCCAACUUGGGAACAGAUAGAAAAAGCUUACAACCUUGGUUUUGAAACAUGCAGAUAUGGUUAUAUAGAAGACAAAAUUGUAGUCCCUCGCCAUACCCCACAUCCUCUCUGUGCAGCAAAUAACACUGGGAUUUAUACACUGACAUCAAAUAAAACCACUCUGUUUGAUACAUAUUGCUUCAAUUCAUCAGAAACAAGAGAAAAAGUUUGUGAGCCAGUGAUAAGCCUGUAUUCUCCUUGGCCGAAUAACCAAAGCAUCAUAGACAUUUUCAAUGCUGAUGGAUCACGUUAUAUUGGGGGAAAGAUAUACACAGAACGGCCACCAGUUGUUACUGAUGACGACAAUAUUGGGGGCAGUGGUUCUGCAAAUGACAGUGGAACAACAGAACCCAGUAUCUUCAGACCUGAUUCUUCACAUUAUCCUCAUCAUCCAGAUGAUGUUACCUCAAUGUAUGAUGAAGAAGGUGACCACGAUUCCACUCGUGCUCCAGGGACACACGAUAAGGACUCUGGACAAGAUGUUUCUGAAGACUCUCAUUCCAAAACUACAGGAAAAGCUGUCAGCCCUCAUCAUGGUUCACAUGAAGAAACCACUACCCAACAUCUAUGGAAUUAUUCUGUGUUUUGGCCCAGUAUUGAUUAUAAAGAGAAGCAGCAGCAGCCGCCCACUGAAGGAACUUGGGAUGAGAGUUCAGAAGAAGAAGAAGAUGAUGAUGGAGAAGAAGGGUCUGGAAAUUUCUAUCCUGAAACAUUUCAUGACUGGAACAGUGGUGUUAAGGAACCUUACUCAUCUAAUACCACUGUGGUGUCCAUCAAAGAUGUCAAACAUGAAGACUCAGCCCAUGAUUCAUUGCUACAUGGUGUAUACUCUGGACGGGACAGUGAAGUCAGAUAUUCAACAAAUGACACAAGGGAAGAUGUGCCACCUAGAAUUGUUCCUCUGGGUGACCAUGAACAUUAUUCUACAGCUGUGUCCCCCAGUGAUGGUUUCUUCAAGCAGGAAGACUCAACUCAGCAUCGAUUAGAUGAUGAUUACUCUGGAUUGGAAACUGGACUAGCAUCACCUACAAACACCUACUCAGAUGUAUUGCAGCCAGGAGGACUUGCUCCCUCAAGUGAAAGAGAAAGCAACCUGGAAACAGAAUCUUUUCAUACAGCUGUGUUGUCCAAUGGAAGUUCAACACAUGAAGAAUCUGAUCAAGAUCAUUCAUCAGUUGAUAAACUUGGACGGAGGAGUGGAAAAGAUUCCACAAACAGAACAAUCCAUGGUGUCCUAGAAACCCUUAUUCCUCCAAGUGAGAAUGAUCAUGAAAAUGAGUCUUCUCAUAAAGAUGGAGAUGGUGGCAAAAAUGAAGACCCAGCCCAGGAUUCUUUGUCUUCAGUUGAUCAACCUCUGUGGGGCAGUGAAGAAAAGUAUCCUGCAAAUGCCACAAAGGAUGAUAUACUACCUGUAUUUUUUCCAACAAGUCAAAGUGAACAUGAGCAGCAACAAACAGUUACAGCUUUGACUUCCCAUGAUGGAGCCAAACAUGAAGACACAUCCCAUGAUUCACUGCUUCCUCUUGAUUACCCCAGAUGGGGCACUGAAGACUUGUAUCCGACAAAUAACACUUGGAAUGAUAUUCCACACAGUCUUGCUCCUCCAAAUGAGAAUGAAAAUGGGUCUCCUCAUAAACACAUUACAGAUGUGAUGUCUAAUGAUGGGAUGAAACAUGAAGACACUACUCAAGAUCCAUUACUGCAUGGCAUGUAUCCUGAGAGGGCCAGUGAAGAAAUACCUCUUAUAAAUGCAUCAAGUGGAAUUAUUCAUCCAGGAAUUAUUCAUCCAACUGAAAAUGAACAUAAACAUGAAUCACUUAAUACAGUUGUGGUCCCCACUGGUGACACUAACUAUGAAGAAUCUAUGAAUGAUAAUGGAUGGAUGCAUGGGAUCCAUCAUGGAUGGGACCAUGAAGAUAGAUAUCCUGCAAACACAUCUAAAGAUGAUGCCCUACUUGGUAUUAUUUCUCCAAAUGAAAGCAAGCACGAACAUGAUCCGGAAACAUCUCAUACAGCUGUAGUCACUAGGGAUGGCAGUAAGCAUGAGGAUUCUACACCAGACCCACAUAUGAAUGGAUUGUUGCCAUGGUGGAAUAGUGAAGAGAAAUAUUCUACAAAUACAUCUAGUGAUGAGGUGCUACCUGGAAUUCUUCCAAACAACAACGAGCAUGAAAAUGAACAGUCUCAUACAGUUGUGGUCCCCAAUGGUGGUACUGACAAUGAAGAUUCUGCUCAAGAUCCACUAACCCCAAAACCAUAUCCUGACUGGGAUAGUGAAGAAAGGCAUCCUGGAAAUAAAUCUACAGAUAUUUUGGUACCUGGAAUUAUCUUUCCAGCUGAAAAUGUGCAUGAAAAGGAAACCUCACAUACAGCUGUCACUCACAGUGAUGAUGCCUAUCAUGAAGACUCGACUCAACAGCCAUUAUCUACUGCUCAUCAGCCAGGAUUGGACAAUGAAGAAAAACAUCCCACGGAUACUUCUAAUGUAGUCUCCCAUAAUGGGGCUAAAGAAGAAGAUUCAACUAGAGGACCUGUAAGGCAUGAUAUACAAUUGGGUAAUGAAGACCAGUAUACUACAAAGUCCACAGAGACUGUCUUGUAUCAUGGAAUUGUUCCUCGAAAAGGUCACAGAAAUAAAACUGAUCAUACAGCAGUUGUCACCAGUAAUAGAGUCAAAAAUGAAGAAUCGACACAAGAUCCACAGUUAAAUGGGUUACAUCCUGAAUGGAGGAAUGAAGGCAAACACCUUGUAAAUAACACUCAGGACGAUGCUAUACCUGGAGCUUAUCCUGAAAUUAGUCGUGGUUCUGACAGACAUCCAUCUUCUCCUACAGCCAGUGGAAGUGGAGAGUCCCAGGUGGAAAUAGAAAAUGAGAGAUCCCAACCACGAAAGGCUCACAUACCAGAUUGGCUGAUCGUAGUUGCUUCUCUCUUGGCCCUGGCAUUGAUACUUGGUGUUUGCAUAGCAGUGAACAGUCGGAGGAGGUGUGGCCAGAAGCAAAAGCUUGUGAUCAACAAUGGCAAAGGAGCCAUAGAUGACAAAAACACAGGGGGGUUGAAUGGAGAAGCCAGUAAAUCUCAAGAAAUGGUGCACUUGGUACACAAAGAGAAGCCAGAGAACCAAACGGGACCACAUGAUGAAUUCCUAGCAAUUGAUGAAACACAAAACCAACAAGAUAUGGCCUUGAAGACUGGUGUGUAAGAAAGCUUAACCAAUCCAAUUGAAUCAGUGUUGGGAAAAUCAAAAAUCGCACGGAACUGGGACUAGAACUCACAAAUGCAAUGUGCUACUGAUGUCUCUGAAGCAUAAUUAAGCAUACCUUUCUUCUUUCUCUUUUUAAUGGUCAGAUACAAGAUAAAAAUAUCAUUUUCUCUGCCCAGCAUUGCAUAGUUUUGCCCAGUCCAAAUUGGUGUCCACCAUAUCACCACUUAUCUCCUAAUUGAGGUCUAUUACCACCUUUGAUUGAUUUCCCCCUACUUGCACCACUGUCUCUCAUUAUAUCUUAGUGGCGCCACCAGAAUGUUCAGACAUUGAUGGUACCAAGCAUACCCAUGACUGUGCAAUACAUGCCCAGAAAGUUAACAGAAAGACAAGCUACAAGAGAGGUGACAUUAAUCAAAAUGGCGACAUUGGAAUUUGUCACUUGACCCUGGAGAAUUUAUAAGGUUUAUUAAGUGUCACUAACUUCCUGGUAUUUUGGGAUGAUAUACUACAAUUACUGAAUACUGAAAGACAAAUUUGUCAAAAAAAUUUCCACAGAUGUCCAAUAACAUUUUUUUUAAUGAAAAGGAUGAGAAGACAAGAAUGAGAAAAAUUGAUUUUAUGGCAAAUAAAUUUUUAUUCUCUAAUCCAAAUAAUCUGUGCCAUUAUCUUUACACUUUAAAGUUAUCUGCCUCUACUGUACAAUUCAUAAUUGGAUCAUUUCUUCGAAUGUUAAGUAGUUCAGUGAUUCCCAUUCAAGUACACCUGAAUUCAGAUAUUUGCAUGUCUAGCAGGGGACUGUCUAUGUGCGAUUGUGCUUAUGUUUUCAGUGGAUAAAGGCCCUGAAAGUAAGACCCCUACUCCAUCCCCAUGGCUAACAAAGACACCUAACCCCAUGGGUGGGCUUAGUCCACAUUCCAAACAGCUGUUUGGUGCUGUAUGCAUGGUUCCCAGUCUAGUUGCUUACCUCAUGCCCAGUGCCCUGCUGAGCCAAUUUCCCAAUCAUUCCCAAUGGGAAGAGUGUUACUACAGUGAAGAUGCAAUUCUUAGUACCCAUAGAGCCUCUCUGCAUUCGUUAGCAGCAUGGAUGGGCUUUGGAGCCACACUGAACCAGCAUGCAUGCCCUGCUCUUGGGUCAGUGGGGCACUGUGCAGAAUGUAAGCAAGUGUAGCAUAUGGAGCUCCAUCAGCUGGAUUCAGAGAACCACAUAUGCACAACCUCGUUUUGCAUGCACCAUUUCCAUCCUAACAAGGGAUGUACAUGUCAGAGCCUGCUUCCCUACACAUUAAGGUGGUCAUUUCACUCUCCUAAAAUCAUGGUGGAAUGAUGCUUCUCAAUACCAGUUUCAGAGGAGCAACAUCACGAGAGAGGGAAUGCCCUCAGCUCUUGCCUGUGGGCUUCCCAGAGGCAUCUGGUGGGCUACUGUGUGAAACAAGACAUGGGACGAGAUAGGCCUUGGGCCUGAUCCAGCAUGGCUGUUUUUACAUUCUUAUGAUAGUGUGUCUUCCUGCAUUAAAUUGCGUGUGUAAGAUUCCAGUAGUUACUUAAUCCAUUUAACCACAUUGAUAAUUUUAUAUUAUUUGGCAUAUGUUGUUGAAGAUAAAUUAAGAUCAAGUGGCUGGGGUUUUUUAAAUUAUUAAACCCUCCUUUGGGGAAA